Molecule: messenger RNA, 349 nt
Organism: Drosophila subobscura
Lineage: Eukaryota; Metazoa; Arthropoda; Insecta; Diptera; Drosophilidae
Product: bomanin-3-like
Exons: 2
Coding region: 79-201 (40 amino acids)
Biological process (GO): defense response
Source: RefSeq, a predicted model, not a curated record
CUGGCAUUUGGCAUCAGUUGCCUGCCUGCAUCAAACUCUCUCGAGUCAACACGCCGAGCACUUUAAAUCUAAUCCACAAUGAAAUUCCUUUCGCUUGCUUUUGUCCUGGGUCUGAUGGCGGCUUUGGCUAACGCCACGCCACUGAAUCCUGGAAAUGUCAUCAUCAAUGGCGACUGCCGCGUGUGCAAUGUGAGGGCUUGAGGAAGUCGCAGCCGGGGGGAAGGAAGAUGGACCACCGCAAUCGGCUACAAUGAGCACACCGCCAGAAGUUAAAUAACAUAAAUAAAAUAUUCUUAAGCCUUAAACUGAAUUCCAAUCGAAUAUAAAACAAAUUUUAAUUUAAAUCCCA